AAUAGACUACAACACUUUUAGUACAACUGUCUCUGUGAGGACAAAUAUCGACACGGUCAUUAACAAUACUAGCAGCUGUAGUGCCUGCAGUUGUAGCAGGGUGAACAAACAACACCUACAAAGAGCAGAAAACAGCGAAUGCUGGUUACGGCAGCAGUAUCUGUCCAGUAUCAAAGUAGGAGCCGUAUCACGAGUAAGAGGUUAAUUUUUCCUUAUUCAGCCGGAAAAUUGCUCGUAUGUGUUCCUGCAGAGGCAAUAACGAUAGGUUCAGUGUCGUUUAUCUAGCCUUUUUGGCUUCUUGUAGUGAAGAUAAGAGUCGGUUAGUUGGUGCAUCAGCAGUGCUCGCCUUUGUAGGUACGAGCAAGGGGUCGACCAGCCAGCAACGAGUGAGUUCCUACACACUGCGCUAAAUAUCUUUAGCAGCGGUGGCUUGCCAUAACUCCUACAACCAUAACAAAGCAACCAAAUAGUAGUUAGAAAAGUAAAGAACUAAGAAUGAGUAUUGGGCACCUCCGUUACUGCCACCGAUUUAAAUGCUCUGCGAUGUAAGCUCACAGCAAAACAACCCUCACUACUGCUGUAAUUACAAGAACUGCAACUGUUACCAGCCAGUACCAGUAGUAAUGAAGCGUAACACUGGUGUUCAUAUUAAGAAGAAUGACUACAAGAUGGCAUUGUGUUGACUAGCCACUACCAGCAGCAAAGGGCAGUCUGUACUAAUAACAGCAAUAUUAUUAUUAUUAUUAUUUAGAAAUUAUUUAGGUGCGAUAACAGGGCAUCAGACGUGUCCUCUAAUUUAUGUUGGCGGCGUCUCCUGGUGGACUGUCCCGGUUAAGUAUACGCCGAUCUUUGUGAUUCAUCGAACAUAAGAGGAUUUUUUGAUGAGAUAAAGGCAGCGGCGGCCAACAAGAAAAUCGUACGCGCGAUUACGUAGAGUAUUGAUGACUGGUUGUUCUUAAAAUAUGUACUGACUGACGACCCUGUCGCUUUCUUUUUCGCGCUUCUAUUUUAUUGUUAUUAUUAGUAUCAUCGUUUUUUAUGGAAUGCGUCUAUCAGCAUGUGUUUGUACUUGAGGAGCUGGAAUAAGAACGAUCUUCACCCUGUGCUCCCACUAACGAUCCUAGGAGGCCACGAGGUAUACGAUUUACCAGUAACGAUCGAUACAGAAGAAGAGUUAUUAAAAACCUCGAAAGCGGUUAAGCUGGUAUUGCUUGUAAUAGAGACGAAAUUGUCAAAAGCUGUUUGGCCCAAUUAGAUAUGACGUUCUCACUCUAAACUAUUUCGGACUGCUUCUUUUGUUAGUGAUAAAAUAACGCGGAAGGGGUGUAAAGCAUCAGAUAUUUAUCAUAUAUCUACCCCCAUAAGUCACACUGAAUCUGUUGUCGAGCGAAUAGACGAAGCAGCAGCACGGAAUCGUAGUUAACUAGACGCGACUCAUCAUUCGCAAGGCGCACGGACCUGCUCCACUACAUUAUUACGGUUCAAUGUACAACGGUAUUGUGAAUCUGCAGAACACAAAACACGGAGUUCAAGUACGAACAUUAUAGCAAACUGUUGGUCGGCGUAAGCGCCGGUAAAAAGGAAGUGUUUUUGAUGAGAACGUACCCAUCUUCGAAUUUAGUGACAGCUGGAGUAUCUCGAGUGAGAAUUGUCGUCCACUUUGUUGACGUAAUCAGGAACUCAACUCGAGGACCAGAUGUGAACAGUGUUUGUUUUGGAGGAAGGAGGGAACGCUGUUAAUACAUUUCACACAGUAUCCAACAGUUAUUAAGAGCGCUCAUAUCAAGGCAUUGAUAAUGCAUUUUCCCUACUUUUAAUGCAAUGAUUAUGCUCAUUAUGGCUACUGAUACGAAACACAGGAAUUGAACUGAUGACUAUUCAGGUGACGUGACGAAAAACAAUGCAAUAACACCACCAGUACUAGAGACCCAGCGCAGAAGAAAGCAUCCUCUUGAGUACAGCCGUUCAAUGCCAGCUAUCUGUUUGUCUUCGUUUCGUGUUCGUGCCUCAGCGUGUUGGCGUGUGCUCCAUUAGGAUUCGAGUAUCGUCUACAUGUAGAGCGUGCUUCUGUGAUGACUCGUAAAUGUAUGAUUUUCUCAACUGUCAUUCACGCCCACCUCUAACAAGUCCUCACUACAUCACCAUUGUCACCUUUCAUAUUUGAUUGUUUCCUUACGACCACAUAAUCGCAUUCAAUAAAAACCGAAUUCAAAAACGGAAAGAUACAAUCGAUAGAGAAACAAGCCAUUACUCAAACGAUCAAACCAGAGUGACCGGUGUCCACCUGCGAAACUGUUUGCUACUAACAAAUCGCCCAGCUGCAGCGUCCUGCGGCAGUAAUAGCAAUAGUGCGAACGCAGAAUUGACAAAUAAAAAACGGCCGACCUGAUAAUUGCGUGCUGCAGUUAACAAUCGGUCGUUCGUGUCAAAGUGUCACCAAUAAAGGUGUGAUUCUCACUGGACGUAGUUUGUUACUGUUGGAUGCGACUUCCCGAGUGGCAAUGGAACAGUUCGUGUGCAAACAGUGACGAACUGUGGCGUUAAAAUUAAAGUAUAUUCAAGUAUUAUCAUAAUGUUAUAUGAUAAUAUUUACUGCGAAAAAACAGCUGUAACUGCGGCGUUUACUGUGACGGUGACUGCUACUUCUAGUCUACCCGUAAUAACGUUUCGCGUUUCGGUGAUGCCAGAGUGCGGGUGAUGCAACGUAUUUAUACAUCAGUAGACCAGUAGAAUAGAUAAAUAUCUUGCUAUUUAAAUUAUGACUAUGGUUCGUCUCAUAGGAUAGUAAUAACAGCAGCAACGUUAAAAAGCUAUCUCAAAGUAAAGCCGACGUCAAAGAAUUAAUCGAGCGAGCGGAGAUCCUGAACUAUACUGAACGUUUGUGAGCGAACGGAGGAUAUGGUGUGCCGUUGCUAACUUCGGUGUCCUGCAUUUUCCCGCGACGAUAUCGGCUUUGCAAUUUAGGUACUUUGGCUGCGCUUUGUAUUUGUGCCAAAGGAAGAAUAAAAGCGCUAUUUAUGCGUGUCUCGCUGAUACGCGGGCAAUUAUACUCCUUGUAUCAAUCUGUCAUUUAGAGAAGCAUCUGUCAUAUACGUAACAUCAAAGAACGUCGGCCAACAAAAAGGACACAAAUAGGAAAAGAAGCUCUAACGAGAAGAAUACGAACGAUAAAUAUAUUCACCCAAAGUUGAAAGUGGUUCGUCGGCACGUGGCAGGGUUGAUAGCAGGGGUAGCACCGUGAUUCGAUUUAAUAAUGCAACGGCUACUUCUGGUUGCAACUGCACUGGUGCAGUUGUUGCAGUUAUUCAUGGUCAGGGCAACUACGACCUGCAAUAUCCGCUUCCGACUGUGAAUCUGCGCUGUAAGAUGAAUGCGCGCUAAGCUAAGCCGUAGCAGCAGCAGCAGGUCCUCGUAUCGGACCGAAGCGUGGCGGCAGUCUCGGCGGCGGCGACGACGACGACGACGGUGGUGACGAUUAUGUAAAGAGCGAUGACGACAAUACCACUGUUCAUGACCGCUGCCACUGCCUAGAACGAGGCUGUACUAGAGAAACUCGCUGGCCUGAAAUAAGUAUCCGAAUACGUAUAAAACCUGGUGAACGACAACGUGUAGAGUUUUCAGUUCUGGCUAUCGGAAUUGGUUUAAUUUUUUUAGUACGUCAUAAUUUCUAUCAACGGUACCAUCACAACGAUCAGCACCAGUAUCUUCUCAAUCUAUCAUUGCUCUCUAUCACACAGGCAGUUGUUGGUGACCUAUUUCACCUGCCAGACACUAUCUUCCAAUUGUUGUUCCAACUACCGUCACCACAUUUUUUGUACGUCUGACUAUUGCACAAGCAUCCGCUGAAGUCUGCCGAUAUAAUGGCAGGCCGAUGUAAAAGCCGGACCCGAUUUAUACCGGCGAUGGCCGCAUGGCUGCUGCUGGUUGUUGCGACCGGAAUCUUCUUCGCCUUUCCGUGUGCAUCUCUUGCUAGUGAGUAUCACGAAAGUGUGUAUGUCGUCCAAGGCAUAAUCACAUUUUUUGUCGUCAUCAACUUCGCGCUAGCUACAUUCACCAAUCCAGGUGUCAUUCCGAAAGAGAAAUUUGUAACAAAUGACAAUGACGACUUUCGGUGCCCGCUUUACAAGAACACCCAAAUCAAUGGCGUUUCAGUUCGACUCAAGUGGUGCACAACAUGUCAAUUCUACCGGCCACCUCGAGUGUCGCACUGUUCUGUAUGUAACGCCUGCGUCGAGACAUUCGACCACCAUUGUCCUUGGGUGAAUAACUGUAUCGGGAGGCGGAACUACCGUUUUUUCUUCCUGUUUCUGGUGUUCCUGUCGCUACACAUGCUUACCAUCUUUUGCUGGUGUGUCAUUUAUGUACUUCGACAUGCGAACCCCACCGGAGUAAGUAAUGGAACCGAUAGUGUUACAACUGGACCCGAACACGUGCAGAAUGGAGCAUCAGGGCUAACCUCCCUAGAGGGAUGCUUUACGCUUGGAAUACUGGUUUUGUGCGUCAUACUGUUCCUGCCAAUUUUGGGUCUAACGGGAUUUCACAUGGUGCUCAUUGCUAGAGGGCGGACAACUAAUGAACAGGUAACUGGUAAGUUUCGUGGGGGCUUCAAUCCGUUCAGCCAGGGCUGUGCCCGAAAUGUGUGUCACACUCUUUGCGGACCCGUGUAUCCAAGCUAUAGGAAGGCAAGUAAAACGCGUGUUCGGAAUAUCGAUGAACUCAGAGUUGUCUACACAGACAAUAAAAGAGAGGUUCGGUGGACUGGAGCCGGUGCAGUCGUUGCUUCCGGAGCUAGUGUAGGCCAAAGGGAGGCUGUUUCAUCUGGCAUCGCUUUGCAGGCGAGCUCAAAUCAGACAAACACCAGUCAAGGGCAGGCUCCCGCUAGGAAACACACUUGCAUCAUUGAAGCAAAUACGGCUCCACUUGGUGCGAGGCCAACGGGGGGUGUUCGAGUUCUGCCAGCAACCGCACAGCCUCCGAAAAUGUUGUCUUUAAGCGGUGGCACUGAAGGCGGGACUUCACUGGUGAGUUCUCCACGGACCACUAGUCCACCGCUAGCGAAUCAUGGUCAGCUGACAUACGCGUCAGGUAAUGGAAGUACGUCUCCACCGAGCACUCAGUCUGUGAACGUGAACAACAACACAUCAAAUAAUAACAAUGGGACUAAUUCGCUAACUGGUUCGCUCAGCAGAAAGGGGGGAAACGGUAUUGGUACUACGACCAAUGAGUCCGAUUUGUUGGUAACGACAAUCGGAAUGGAUCGGGGUCGAGGACAGCUAACCGGCACCGAGAUCGGAACCGGUAUGGCAAUCAAUCGUACAACGUUGGUCAACUGGACAACAGGUGAAAACAACAACCGCGCAGGUCAGACUUCACAGCAACAACAAGGAACAACGACCGUAUCAACGCCUUCUCCAAACAGCAAUAGCGUCCACCACCAGCUGCAACAACAACAACAACAGCAGCAGCAAACGACGAAACAGCAGCUCAUGACGCCUGGCUCCCGACGCCCAAUUCUUUCUGACGGCUCAAGCAAUUAUGAGAUAUCUGUAUAGACAUGUCAACCUUAUUGUAAUUAGUAGUGUAAUAUGCUAAUGCUGUUGCAACUGGCAUCAUGGAAGUGAUUUCCAAGUAAUGAGUGAUGCACGGCGCGGUGAUGGCGAUGGACUUUCUGCCAUAAUCAAAAAGUCUACGGGGGAAACAAAUUAUUUCUCAUCAACAACUUGCUCCAACAAAUCUACAGCCCAGUCAACCAACAGUUGCCAUCUAAACGUGAAGCCGGAUAACUAUAUUAGGGUUUCCCUAAUGGAUCACGCAAAUAUAAUGCACCAGAGGCUUAUACACAGUCUCUUCAGUGGCCUUUUCAGGAACUGAAUUGAAUUUAGGAGGCAUUUCCGCACUAGGCGCAUAUAUACGUAGAAUCAGUGGUCUGUUAUAAUAGAAAUAGCAAGAUGUCAAAUAGGACAUAUUGUAAAAGGGGGUGCAGGUGAGCAUCAACAACAAACAACAAAUGUAGGUAGAAACGAAAGCAGGUUUUGAAUCGAUUUCUGUCAUGUGGGUGUGAAUACCGAGGGAGAUCAUGCGUAAGCUGCAUGAAAGAGUCAAUUGCGGCGCCUAGUCCAAGCUACUCGUCAAUGUAUGUAUAAUGUACAAAAUAGCGCAGUUAUAGCCAUCGUCGUCUUGUAUCCCCCGACCUGCUUUUGUCGUCAGUACGUUGUCGAACAUUGUAUGUGUGUAUGUUAAUACUGAGCUGAGUCUUACUGA
Messenger RNA from Varroa destructor (honeybee mite), 6261 nucleotides. RefSeq names its product zinc finger DHHC-type containing 8 (gene Zdhhc8). Gene Ontology annotation, molecular function: palmitoyltransferase activity. Gene Ontology annotation, biological process: protein palmitoylation. Lineage: Eukaryota; Metazoa; Arthropoda; Arachnida; Mesostigmata; Varroidae. The record is from RefSeq and is a predicted model, not a curated record.